ACCGUGUGUUUACGGUUUCAGAAAUGAUAAUAAUUUUAUUUUCGAUUCAGUAAGACAUAUAGGAAGGACUAAACUUUUGUCGGGCAUAACACAUGUACACUGAAAGUUUACUUCAUGAUUCUUGUCAUUAAGCGAAAAAAGAAUAUCCUAACAAAUUCCAUGGAUGGAUAAAGAUGGCCUCCUACAAGACAAUUUUGGAAGAGAGGGAUAAUCAGAAUUGGUUUAAAUCCUCCCUUGCCCUUCGGAUUACCAAAUCCGGACUACGGGGUCUUGCUGAGAAUGGCAGCAGUCGAACACAACGAAAUAUACACUCAUCAAUAAUACAGACAAACGAGCUUAAUCCAGGGACAAAAUGCAGCCAGUGCCUGACAGAAAAUCUCUUCCUAUGUCCUACCAGGGGACUAUGUUCAAAUCCACGGAAUUGCAAAUUCCACGAUACUCCAAACAAGAUGCAAAGGCCAUGUACUUCUCAGAUAUGUGGAGACUUCAGAAACGAGAUAGUAAGUGUUCAUCGGUUCGGCAACCCUUCAUGGAAAAACACUCGGGCUGAAAUGUGGUGUACCAACCACUGGGAGGUGGCAAAGUGUUUUAUGGGACCAGGCUACCAAGACGUCAAGUCUUUUGAUGAUACGGACUUAAAUGGCGUGAUUAGCUUGAUGUUGAAUUGCAAGGAAUUCAAAGACAACUUUUCUUUUUCCGUCGCCAGUGACCCGAAUUUACUGACAGAGGCUCGAGAUGUUGGUCGAAAACUCCGCCAUUCCCCAGAUCUGAAGGUAUCCGACGCUGAAUUAGCAGAGUAUUUUCGCGUAUUGAUUGAACUGCUUAUGGAUCCACAAUACCUUGCAUUCGACACGAGUGCACAGGAGGCAAUACAGAAACUUCUACAGUUAAACGAUGACAACCUGCAUAUAUCAACGGAAGACGUUUAUAAAGUACUACAAGAGACUAAAGUGGUCAUAGAAACUGGGAAACUUCAGCUGGAAAGAUCAGUUACGGACGGCAUGAAUGAAGUAAUUAACCAAACUAAACAGUCCGUAUCCCAGGUUGUCGAAGAGUCCAAAAUAUGUCAGCGUGAAAUAUACAGUCGCACAAAUGAAGGUCUGCAAGUACUGGACAAGGCAGUAGAAGAGGCAACUGGUAAAAUCCAGGCAGCAUCAUUGAGUUUGACUGCUGAACAAGAAGAAGAUCUGCGACAACGUUUAGCUAAAUGUUAUCUCAAAACCCUUCAUAGUGUGCCAAUAUCGCCAUUUGUCCUUGAAAAAGACGAGAUGAUUGAAAGGUUUUACGUCUCCCCAAAGAUCUUUCAAAAGGAGAAAAAACGAAAUAAGUCAGCCGUAGCUGAAAUCCCAAUACCGGUUAUACGUUAUAGAGAGGUCCUGUGUAAAGGUGAAAUUUUUGUUGGAAGAAUUUUUCUUGUAGGUGAAGCGGGAAUGGGAAAAUCGACGUUCACUGCAAAAAUUGCUCUUGACUGGUCAAGACAAUGGAUAUUACCAAAGAAGGCAACAAGAUUUUCCGGAAAUUUCAAGCUCAAGAUAUUUCAAGAUGUUGAAACACUGGAGAACAUCGAGUUUCUUUUCCAUGUUACUCUGAAAGAUGCUGGGAAAAUGUGCUGCUUGACUCAAUAUGAGCCAUAUGAAACUAUGGAGGCUUUCAAAAUGGCAAUGCAUGUUCUGUCUAGCAGAGCCUGUGUGAUAGUCGCAGACGGUUUAGACGAGUGGACCCAUCCUUCUGACCUUGAUUGCUCAUGCAAAGAAAACGACAAAGUGCUUCCAUUUCUGCCACCAAACAUUGACGCGACCGUUUUAAUUACCACCAGGCCUUGGAGAAUGGCUCAACAUCCAGUCCGUUACUCUGAAAUAGAUACGUUGUUAAGUAUUGAAGGAGUAGAUGACCCAGAUCAACUUGUUCGAAACGUAAUUCAAUGUCUGGAUGGAGAUAUAGAUCUGACAGUCCGUUUUCAACGGUUUAUGUCUUACGUGAAAACCAAACAUAUGACCAACUUCUUGUCGAUACCGAUCAUUGUGAUGAUGCUUGUGUGUUUGUGGUUUCAGGGGGACGAGGAAUCAUUUUCCCUUUGUGACAUAUACGCCCAUAUGGUUGACAUGAUGUUUAGAAAGACACAAUGUAUCGAUUUUCUUUGCCAGGCAGAUGUUGUAUGUCUACCUCGCUGUUUUCGUGAUGCCACGAAAUUGCCAAAAAUACUCUUUAAACUGACAUACCUUGCGUUUAGUAAGCUAUAUGCAUCAGAUCGCUCACAGUCGGUUGUGUUUAGGGAUGUUGAGCAAUUGACAAGAGAAGAUUUAGUUUACCUGCUAAAGACCGGUGUCAUUCGUGAAACAAAAGCACAUUCCUUGAUAAAGAACACGUCAAGUUUCUCUUUUAUUCACAAAACAGUUCAGGAGUUUCUCGCUGCCUUGCACGUGUCUAUUCAUCCUGAUGCGUUUGAUAGCGUUUGACACCUUUUCAAAUCAAACACAAACAUUGCAGACGUAACCGUCGUAAACAAUAUUUUUACAAUAUCAUAAACAUCGCAUUCAAUUAAGGAUGAUAUGGUAUAAUGUUAAUUCUCAAAACGUUUAUGUCAACAUCGGUUGACGCCUUGGGGGACAUAACCUUUCUCGGGUUUACAUUUCAUGCCAAAACCCUCUAUUGCAUCUGAUAUAUAUGUAAACAUUAAUAAUAAUCGCUAGUCUAUCAGGCAUUAAACCUGACCACCGUUAUUGACGGCAAAAACAAAUCUUUGACGGUAAAGAAAGGAUUUGAGGUUUUGCCAAUAAAGUUGGGAGUUCAGAAAGCGGAAUACAUACUAUUGCGAUUUAGAAGGAAAUUUCUCUUUUAAAAGUUAUGACAACUACCAAGUCGCUAUAUUUAGAUGGCGAUGACAUAUUUAAACCCGAAAAAAAAUGAAAUUUUGAGUGAAAGGUUC
Molecule: messenger RNA, 2926 nt
Organism: Mya arenaria
Lineage: Eukaryota; Metazoa; Mollusca; Bivalvia; Myida; Myidae
Exons: 6
Coding region: 174-2456 (760 amino acids)
Source: RefSeq, a predicted model, not a curated record